CAUUCAGCUUUAGAAUUUGGGCAUUAGGAGAAGGGUUUUAUAAAUGCUGUUUGAGUUGGACUUCGAAUUUAAGCUUAAUGGAUCAAAAAUACACAUUUCCUAAUUAACUUGGCUUAUAGAUUAGGCUAGGACCGACCGGGUGAAUACUUGGAACUUCCCUAAAUUUGAAAAAGAUAUGUUUUAAAUUUCUGGUUCAGUAUUUAAAAUGAAAUGUUAGGAAAGGUGUGUGGAAGUCUUACAAAAUUGCAAUUUUGUAGAAAAAUUUACCCAACUACAAGGUCUUCUUCAAAUUUGAGUAUGUCUGAGCCUGUUAUUUUGCGUGUGCUGGCGUCCAGCGUGAAAAUAGCUGAUCGCGCCGGUCAGAUUGUCAGGGAUAUCAUGGCUGGAGGUCAAUUAGGUAUUGUUGAGAAAACUGGGAAAAAUGAUCUGCAAACCGAAGCGGACAGAUCUGCUCAGAACUGUAUAGUUGCCUCCUUGCAGGCUCAGUACCCCGACCUUACUGUGGUGGGGGAGGAGGGGGAGCAGGAUCUUUCUCAGGUUCCAGCUGAAUGGAUUGUAAGGGAUUAUGAAGAAAAAGCUCUUUCUCUAAACUGCACUGAUGAUCUGUCCUCGGCGAAGAUGUCGGAUUUAACUGUCUGGGUUGACCCUCUAGAUGGAACAGCUGAAUAUACUCAGGGACUCCUUGACCACGUGACCGUUCUGAUAGGAUUGAGCCUAGGUUCUCGAGCUGUAGCCGGAGUAAUCCAUCAACCAUAUUGGAACUAUAAGAAUAAAGGAGGACCUAUCGGUCGAACCUUUUAUGGUUUAGUUGGUGGGGGAGUUGUUGGACUAAACCCUAUCCCUCCUCCUGAAGGUAGUCGUAUUGUAGCAACAACUAGAUCCCAUGGAACCGGUUUGAUUCAACAAGCUCUAGAGAUUAUUCAGGCUGACACAGUUCUUAGAGUUGGAGGAGCUGGACAUAAGGUUAUGUUGCUUAUGGAAGGUCAGGCGCAUGCGUACGUUUUCCCCUCUCCAGGUUGUAAGAAAUGGGAUACAUGUGCUCCUGAGGCGAUUCUUCACGCUAUGGGAGGAAAACUUACAGAUAUGAAGGGACAGACAUACCAGUAUCAUUCUCAGGUUGAACACAGGAACAGUGACGGAGUGUUGGCUACAGCCAAAGCUAGUGAUCAUGCCUGGUACUUAGAUACCAUACCCCAGGUACUUAGAUACCAUACCCCAGGAGAUUAUCAAUGUGGACAAUGA
Molecule: messenger RNA, 1242 nt
Organism: Eurytemora carolleeae
Lineage: Eukaryota; Metazoa; Arthropoda; Copepoda; Calanoida; Temoridae
Product: 3'(2'),5'-bisphosphate nucleotidase 1
Exons: 14
Coding region: 211-1242 (343 amino acids)
Biological process (GO): phosphatidylinositol phosphate biosynthetic process
Molecular function (GO): 3'(2'),5'-bisphosphate nucleotidase activity
Source: RefSeq, a predicted model, not a curated record